AUGCCCAUUCCAUGCCAUAAACAUUUUGUAGACGAUCUUAAAUACAUCAAAAGAAAAAAUAUAGCCGAAAUAUUUGAGGGACUUUUAGGUUACGUUUAUUUCGAAAAGCCGCAAAACGUAGUGGAGUCGUUAAUUGCACAGCUGAAAAAAUUAGAGAAGGAAAAUAACUUCAAAAAAGUGUUCGAUGCGGAAGACAUAAAGGCAGUGUACAACUUUUUAAAUUUACAAAAUGAGAAAUGUAUAUCUAGAGAAAAGUGCAUCCUAGGCCUGAGUCAAUUCGUGCUAAACAAUAAGCAGAGGGAGGUUAUGGAAAGUGAGAAAAUCGCCAGCGACGUCGACCUAGAAGUCUUCACUUCUUACGCGUUAGAAAAGAAAAAGUGA
Molecule: messenger RNA, 381 nt
Organism: Plasmodium inui San Antonio 1
Lineage: Eukaryota; Apicomplexa; Aconoidasida; Haemosporida; Plasmodiidae
Exons: 4
Coding region: 1-381 (126 amino acids)
Source: RefSeq, a predicted model, not a curated record